GUGGGAGGCGGCAGGCUCGGCGUCUGGCCUUCUCCGCCGCCGGCCCCCGCGCGACGCCCCCAGCCAUGAACCGGUUUGGUACCCGGUUGGUGGGAGCUACGGCCACGCCGCCGCCGCCGCCGCCGAAAGCCCGCAGCAAUGAAAACCUGGACAAAAUCGAUAUGUCUCUGGAUGAUAUCAUCAAAUUGAAUAGAAAGGAAGGAAAGAAGCAGAAUUUUCCGAGACUAAAUAGAAAACUCCAGCAAAGCAGUGCCCGGCAAUUCAGGAUGAGAGUGCGAUGGGGAAUCCAACAGAAUUCUGGUUUUGGCAAGAAUAGUCUGAGCCGUAGAGGAAGGGUAAUGCCUGGAAAGAGACGUCCUUAUGGAGUUAUCACUGGCCUUGCAGCUAGGAAAGCAACUGGAAUUCGAAAAGGAAUUAGUCCUAUGAAUCGACCACCUCUUAGUGAUAAGAAUAUAGAACGAUAUUUUCCAGCAUUAAAAAGGAAGGCCAACCUUCUGAGACAAAACGAAGUACAGAGAAAAGCAGUCGCAGUUCUCAAGAGACCUAACCAGUUAAAUAGAAAAAAUAACAUUCCAGCCAAUUUUACCAGGAGUGGAAAUAAAUUAAGUCAUCAGAAAGAUACUCGUCAGGCAACUUUUCUUUUCAGAAGAGGCCUAAAGGUUCAGGCCCAGUUGAACACAGAACAACUGCUAGAUGAUGUAGUAGCAAAGAGAACUCGUCAAUGGCGAACUUCCACCACAAAUGGAGGAAUUUUGACUGUCUCUAUUGACAAUCCUGGAGCAGUGCAGUGCCCAGUAACUCAGAAACCACGGUUAACUCGUACUGCUGUACCCUCAUUCUUGACAAAACGGGAGCAAUCUGAUGUAAAGAAAGUUCCUAAAGGUGUCCCCCUACAAUUUGACAUAAAUAGUGUUGGAAAACAGACAGGGAUGACUUUGAAUGAGCGAUUUGGGAUCCUGAAGGAACAAAGAGCCACUCUCACGUUCAACAAAGGAGGAAGCCGUUUUGUAACCGUGGGAUAGAUCCCAUGUCAAAGGGACUUUUGAGUGAUGACUCUGUUUUAAAAGUUGAAUUGCUUGAAGAGUUCAUCACAGAAAUUCAAGAAACUUUA
Canis lupus familiaris (dog) is the source of this 1111-nucleotide messenger RNA. It is a transcript of the gene FYTTD1, whose product is annotated as forty-two-three domain containing 1. The record is from RefSeq and is marked provisional. Gene Ontology annotation, biological process: mRNA export from nucleus. Bases 66 to 1022 code for a protein of 318 amino acids. The transcript has 9 exons. NCBI's taxonomy places the organism in Eukaryota, Metazoa, Chordata, Mammalia, Carnivora, Canidae. Gene Ontology annotation, molecular function: mRNA binding.